ACGACAGCGAAAAAAAAUAGUCUUGAUACGGUGUCAAAAUCUGGUGGUGUGCACUGCAAACUUGUAUGUAUUUGUUCUGUAAAACCAUGAAUCGGAUUGACAUGAAGGAUAAAACCCAUUAAGGUUGUGAAUGAAUGAACUAUGCCUCUAUCAUUAUCAGAUGAUACAGAUGAAGUAGGGGAAUACACACGUGAGAAUGGACAAUUUCAGGCAGAUGAGGAUGAUGUCACCAACGAGUUACAGAUUUCAAGUGAUUUAUGCACUGAUUGUGUAUCGUUGCUAAAAGAGUUUAAUUCCGAAACGGCGAGGUACAGAAACCUGGUGAUCGCUCUUGGAGGGUCUAGUGAUUCAGAAUUCCUUAGGGAUGAGCUGAAGAAGACGAGACGAAAAGCAAGUGAGCUAGCCCAGAAGAGUAAGGAGGAGCUGAUGCCUCACAUGCAAGCUAAACAGGAGGGCAGUGGUUAUGACAGGCUGUGGCACACAUUUUCGGCGUGUUUGGAGGUUUUGGAAAAGCACAUGAGGAAGUCUUUGGAGUUAGAACGAUCCUUCCCGAUGGUGAAUGGUUCAACGAUUUCGUUGGUCAUUAAUACUGGACUUUCAGCACCACUGGUGCUUGAUAACAUUCCUGUAAGUGUUGAAAACUUAGACUCACCGCUAGUCACCAAAAAGAAUAUUGAAUUGAAGGAACUCAAGAGUUUAGAAAAGGAAAUUCAUGACCUGCGGGAAAUGCGAGGCGAGAUGCAAAGGAAGGUGGACGUGAAGCCCUGGAUGAUUGAUCCUGUUUCUGAUAGUAAAUUUGAAUGUACCAAGUCUCAGAGUACAUUGAGUGAAGAAACUUCAACAUCUAAUGACUCGGUAGUGGAUCUGAGUGCACCACAAAGGAACAGGUGUCUGUGUCAGAUGACAAUCGCUGUGAUGUCUUUUACUCUAUUCGUUGCUAUCAUUAUGGUUUGUGUUAUACUCAUCGUUAAUGAUUAAAAUUAGGGGUUAAUGUGUUAGGGGAUGUGGUAGGGAGCUUUCGAUUUGCACGAAGACGUGACUCUAGAAUGGAUUCACUCAUGCAUGACUGUCCUACAUUCUCUCCACAACAUAUAUUUGGACACAUACUAUCCUAAAAUCCACACGACGAGGAGAACUUAAUGUUCUCGCAGGCGCAGAUGAAAUAUUAGUGACAUCAUUACGUUCUAGAUUCUACCGUGUCGUGAAAUCGAAAGCUUCCUAAUUGCGUAGGGUGUGGGUAGCAAUAAUCUUUGUUUUAGUUCAACCAUCUUUGUGUUCUUCAUCCUGCUUUAGCUGUGAAUUACAGUACAUUCCCUCAACAAAAGUCUCCAAGCAAUACAAUAUGAAAAACUCAUUUGCAAUAUCAUCCAAUGCAUAAUACUUACAUCAAACAGAAAUAUCAAAUUACAUCAUUUUCAAAAAUUAGUCACAUUUAAAUCAACUCUGAACCACAUAAGUAACUUAGCAGAUGAUGCAUAAUGACCAAUUAUUAAAGUACUUUCAACUAGAAUGUAUUUGCAAAGAAUAUUGAACGGCAAGAGAUCCAACUUUCGGGGUUUCGUUGAAACGCAAUUCCUAUCUCAAAAUGUACUAUCAUGAACUAGAGGGCAUGCUUCAAAAGAAUGUAAAAGGUGUUCAUAAAUAGGGCACCCCCUAUCUCCUGGUAGUACUUUUUUUAGCAUUUCACUGCGUGCAUACCAAAGAUCUUAUAAACACAAGAUGGCGUUCUCCGCGAUUUACAUGUAACAAAUAGAAGCGUCGAUUUGGCAGAGAAAAGUAAUCAUUUUUGGGAGAGGGCGUCCUAGUCGUUGCCAUGAAUCUGAGAUAGGGUGUUCGCUUUACGCCAAAGUUCGUUACCAAGUACUAAAGAUAGGGCGCAUUGUAAAUCGGACGCUUCAAAUUGUUACGCGUAAACGUAAAGUCGCACAGUGUACGCUAUAGUCAAAGCAGUCAAAGUUUAAAAGUUUUCACUUUUGCAAGAGGGCGCCGUACACUUCUUUAUUACAGAAUUUGCACGCGGAAAUCACGCAGAACACUAUCUUUGUAUUUAUAAGAUCUUCGGUGCAUACAAAAUCAGGGCAGUGGGACCUCCUUGCAAUUCUAUACUCUUUGGUGUUGGUCGUUAUUACUUUCGUCAGUUUAUAAAUGCUACAUUAUGAUACUAAUUUGCAAUUUGAUAUGAUAUUUUGUGAUGUAAAUCGCUGUCUACACUAUCAAAUUUUAUGUGACAAAAAACUGAGAUAUACCCAUAUUUGGGUGUACUAUGACACCAUCAUAUAUGGGCACAAAAAAUGUUAUAGUGUGGAUGGAACUUAAAAGAUAUACUGUCUAUUUUGAGUUAAAAAAAUAAAACGCAAUAUUUAAAAAGUUAUCUGCUUUCAAUUAAUAUAAAAACUUUGUCCAGACUCAAAUUUUCUUUGACAAAAAAACUGUUGUA
Anneissia japonica is the source of this 2437-nucleotide messenger RNA. Its product is annotated as regulator of G-protein signaling 9-binding protein-like. Gene Ontology annotation, cellular component: neuron projection. The transcript is spliced from 7 exons. Bases 142 to 978 code for a protein of 278 amino acids. Gene Ontology annotation, biological process: G protein-coupled receptor signaling pathway. NCBI's taxonomy places the organism in Eukaryota, Metazoa, Echinodermata, Crinoidea, Comatulida, Comatulidae. The record is from RefSeq and is a predicted model, not a curated record.